Molecule: messenger RNA, 1236 nt
Organism: Osmia bicornis bicornis
Lineage: Eukaryota; Metazoa; Arthropoda; Insecta; Hymenoptera; Megachilidae
Product: odorant receptor 13a-like
Exons: 6
Coding region: 1-1209 (402 amino acids)
Biological process (GO): sensory perception of smell; detection of chemical stimulus involved in sensory perception of smell
Cellular component (GO): plasma membrane
Molecular function (GO): odorant binding; olfactory receptor activity
Source: RefSeq, a predicted model, not a curated record
AUGCAAAAGGAGAGGUACACGGAUACGUCGAUCAAAUUGUCAACCUUCUACAUGAAGUGCGUCGGCUUAUGGAUAGCGGAAAAUCACACGGAGGAACAUCAAAGGAAAGUGGCUAUAUUUUACACCAUUUGGAUUACUUUGUUUUCUUUGGUCGUUGAGUGCAGAGAGUUCUAUUUCUCUUGGGGAGAUCUUAAUUCUAUACUUUACGUGAGUUGCAACAUUCUAAGCUGUUGCCUAACUGUGUUCAAAUUAUACGUUAUACUAGCGCACAAAUUAGAGUUCAUUAAUUUAAUUGUGUACAUGCGCGAUCAUUUUUGGAAUGGUAAAUACGAUCUUCAGGAGAAAGUGAUUCUAGCUGAGUGCAGAAAAAUUUGCACAUUUUUCACUAUUUCUGUCACUUUCAUCGGUGAAUGUGCAGUUGUCGCUUAUGUUGUGACGGCAGUCGUAUCGAAUAUAGGGAAGAAUGAAUCGGACAGGAUACUAAUAUUUAAUAUGUGGUCAAGAUCACUGUCAAUAACGCCUUACUACGAGAGCAUGUUUUUUCUUCAGAUGUUAAGUUUGUAUCACAUCGGAGUGUGUUACUUUUGUUUUGACAAUCUGUUUUGUAUUUUAAGCGUACACGUAGCUAGUCAGUUUCGUAUACUUCAAUAUAGAUUCGAAAAAUUGUGCGCUACGGAUCAAGAAAGAAACGAGAUAUUGACUUCCGCACAUUGUACUACAGAAUUUUACGAGAAAUUUAAAAGUUGCAUAAGACAACACCAAGUGCUCAUUAACUAUUGCAAGUUGCUUGAAAAAGUGUACACGGUAAUGGUCCUUGGACAAGUGUUGAUCUUCAGUGUACUGAUAUGUUUGUUUGGAUACCAAAUAUUAUUGGCGGAUGCUCCCAUUACAAGACGUACCAUUUUCAUAUGCCUCAUUUUUGGCAGCACGUCUUUACUGUUUAUGUUCACUUAUAGUUGCCACGGUUUAAUCGAGCAAAGUGACAAAGUUGCUGUGGCAGCGUACUCGGCGAUGUGGACCAUUUUGCCGAUGACGAAAUUUGGUAAAAUGCUUCGAAAUGAUUUGUUAAUGGUCAUACAGAGAUCCAGACGAGUCUGUUGUAUGACUGCAUGCGGAUUCUUUCCAGUAUCAUUAGAAACUUUCACAACGAUUCUAAGUACUGCGGCAUCGUAUUUUACAUUACUAAGAAACAAUGCAGAUAAUACAUAAAAAACAUUCUUCGGAUAUUCAAGUAGU